Pogonomyrmex barbatus (red harvester ant) is the source of this 1527-nucleotide messenger RNA. RefSeq lists its product as uncharacterized. Lineage: Eukaryota; Metazoa; Arthropoda; Insecta; Hymenoptera; Formicidae. The record is from RefSeq and is a predicted model, not a curated record.
AUGAAGAAUUUAAUUUAGAAGAAUAGAGAUAUUAUAUUUCAUUUUAAUGGUUAAUACUACGUGGGGAGAAAUGAUCAUAUCAGAAAAAUUAUCCGAUUAUGUCGAAAGAGUUAUUCCCAGCUAUUCGAGAACGGUAUUCAAAGAACAUUUUCGAAUGUUUCCUGAAACUUUCGAAAUGGUACUGACAUCAAUCGGACCAGGAUUACAUGCCAUUAAUAAUGCUCUUCGUAACAGAAAGUCAAUCGGAGGAGAAGCAAUUACUUAUCGCUAUUUGGUUUAUGGCUACGCCUGAUUCUUAUAGAUCUGUUGUUACAAAAUUCGGUGUAGAAAGAGAUACGGCUUUUCGGGCAUUACGGCGAGUGACUUAUGCUUUGCAUUGUGUGGCAUCUCGUUUUAUUAUUAAAUGGCCGAGAGACCAAGUUGCUCUAGACGUGAUGGAUUCCAACAAUUGUAUAGUUUUCCUAAUGUUAUUGGUCAUUGAUGGAAUUCAUAUUAAAAUUCAAGCUCUAACUGAAGAUGAAAACACAUAAAUAAAAAAGGCUUCCACUCCAUUGUGGCGCCCUUGCCACCUACUUCCGCUGUGCCGCUUGGCGCGCCCGUCGCCGAGCGCCACCGUCCAUCGAAGAAGCAGAUGAUUAUACCACGACCAGUGUGGUAACUUCCACCUUUCUCCCCGUCGGCCACAUCGGGUUGAGCGGCCAUUACGCGGUUCAUGCCUGCCAUCGGAUACACAACAGCCACACGUCUAGCGGAGGGAGAGAGGGAGAGAGUUUCAAGUAUCAUCCCGGUCGUCCGUGUCGUGCGAGUGUGUGACCGCGCCCUGUGUAGUGCCGGAUUCUGUGCUGUGUCGCAUUCGUGUCUGUGUCGUGCGACCACGUGCGGCGUUCCACCUGUUGCGCCGAGUGCUCGCCGCCCCUCUCGCUCUCCGUGCGCCUCCACCUUUCUCGCCUGCGCGCGAGACGCUGGUGCGCCCGUUCCUUCUCUCGCUCGCGUGUGACCGGCUGGUUCUCGCUCUCUUUCUCGUGUGUGUGUGCUGCUUUUCAUCCACGCUCGCGUCUAUUCUGUUCCGUCCCGUCUUAUUCUGUAUUUUAUCCGCGUUCUGUGCAAUCGGCAAGGUUUCGCGUCUCGCCUUCUGCGUUUCUCUUUUGCGUGCGCCCUGUUUUACCCGCGUCCGUGUUGCGUUUCAUGCUCGUCUGCGUUGCGUCUGUCAGUCAUCUGCAUUUCUCUUUUGCGUCGCACCCUUUCAGUUUCUUUAAUCAGCAUUAGGCGUGCGGCAGCCGCCCACGAUCUCCUGCAAUUUGCGAGCGUUCUGCGUGGCUACGCAGCAUGCGUCUUCCAGCGAUCCGCCUCCUCUUUCGCGAGCAAUCUUUUUCAGCGUUUCUCUUUUUGUUUCUCUUUGUUUCAGCAUUUUCUAGUCUCGAACGUUCCUUCGCGUCCGCGGUGCCCUUGCAGGCAUUGUACGUUCCGCAAAAUGACAAUUGUCAUGCGCAUUUUUUGUGUUCGCGGUGUCCUUUUGGCAUUGUAUCG